AUGAAUUCGCCCAAUUUUUUAGGUCUUAAUGCUGGAUCUAAUCAGCAUCAAACACCUUCUCAUUCUGAUAAUUUAGGAUCUAAUAAUGCAUCAAAUAGCACUUAAGUUAAAAUGAAAAAAUUAUGGAAAAAUUUGAUGGGACAUAAAAAGGCAGGAAAGCUUUUCAGGCUAGGAUUGUAGUAAUUAACAGCCAACUAGCCUGAAUAUUUUUUAGUAGUCAGCAAAAAAUUUAUCAAUCAAGGACAGCAUAGUAAGGCUUUUAACUUACUAAAGAAAUAAGUUUACAAGGAAGGCAUUGAUAUAGAGUAUAAGCCAAUUAUAAUGCAUCAUUACAUGCAUACUUGCUAUAAAUUGAUGCUUAAACUGAUUAAAAAGAAAGCUAAAGAAAUAUAAGAAAAUCAGGAAUAAUAAGAAAAAGAUCCCUUCUCAAUAGGGCCAAGCUAAAUUCCUCAUAGUCAUAAAAAAAAGCCAACUCUUACUCGUUUAGAUAAAUUAAAUACAAUCAUUGAAAUAUAGUUAGAGAAUUUAUAGAUUUAUGAAAAUCUUAUCAUAGAUUUAGUUUACAACUAUGAAUCUUUCUCCUAAUAAAAUGAUAGAAAGUAUUAAAAACUUGACAGUAAUUUUAGAAGCACAGUUUAUUUAAACAAUCCCAGUGCUAAUGUUGAACCAAUCAGCGAAAUGAUAAUAUAAGACUCUAAAUAAGGAGCUUAUUAAAGUUAAUAUAAUCAAAGCCUUUAAAGCAAGCAAGAACAAGCAGUAGGAGAAGAAGCUAUUGACACUAAACAAACAGAAAAGGUUCAAAAAAAGCAUUUUGAUGUCUAUAAAAUAGAAGCUUUUAAAGAAAACUAUUUAUUGUAUUUCCUAAAAACAAUUCUCCUUCUCUACAGGCAUUAUAAACAAGAAGGUGACAUGUAAAUGGCUCUUAAAUUUAUAGAAAAAGGAUAUUAAUUUGUUAUGAGUUUUGUUGAUUGCUUAUUUGGAGAUUUUAUCAGUAUGGAAAUUUAUAGAUUAAGUGGUGAUAUUUUAUAAGUAAGAGCUAAUACUUACUUUGAAUCUCAAAAUAUUCCUGAAGCUUUAAAGUUAUACGAUAAAGUAUUCAACUAUUACAGAUUCUCAGGUUAAAUACUCCUAAAAAAGUUUCAUUCAAAACCUCUUGAGGAAGUUGACUCUAUCCUUGAACUAAAAUGUGAGUUUUUAUUUAGCAGUCUUUCUAUUAACACAAUGAUGUAAGCUUUAUGCUAUGAACAUUUAUUCAAAUUUGAGAAAAUGAUAGAAGCACUCUAAAUUUCCGAUUGGAUUAAUAUGAAAUUUUUAGUUUACGAGUUUUCUGAUAAGCUUAGGAGUCAUGUUUCAGAGUUGUUAUCAGAUGCUAAAUAAAAAUAUAGUACGUUUUUAGAAGAAAAAGGUGAAAUAAGGAGAGUACUCUUGUAGGCUUUUCCAGAUUUACAGCAACUUGAAAAACAAUCUGUUUAAGAUAACGAAUAAAAUUUAAUUAAUAAAAUAAAUAACUACUUGUAUGAAAAAGGAAAUAUAAAAAAUUUAAACUAAAACAUUUUUAUCAUUCACAAAAAACAAGUGCAGAAUCCUAUGAUAAUUGUUUAGUAGUAAGAAGGACAAUAAUUGAACAGUUAAGAAAACUUUGAUUAAAUAAACUCUUAUAUGAUUUCAAAAGACUAAACCCUUAGUUAUAAUAAUGUUUCAAAUAAAAAUCUCAGUCAACUAGGAAUUCAUAGUCCUGAAAGAGUGAAAGAUAUUGGUUCUUAAAGCUUCAGUGAUGUGUAUAAUAUGAAUAGCUUAAAUUUAUUAUCAAAUCAUAAUAAUUCUACUACGAUCGGAAUGGGAAAUUCUACUACAAAUAAUUCCAGUUUGAAUAAUCAUCCAUCAUAAUUCUCUAAUCAGACUGGAAACUUUAGAAGAACUCCAUCUGCACAUCUAUAAAGUGGUUAUAUUCAAAAUUACAAUUCUCCCAAGCAACUAUCUUCUUAAUCACUAAAUUAGAAUAUCACAGCCGGUGGGUAUUUAAGUUAAAACCCUAAAGUUGGGGUUUCUUUACAUCAAAUCAACGAAAUUGAACCUUUAAAUGACUAUGGUAUCAGUAGCAAGAGACCUUCAGCUCUACAAGUCAGCAAUAAAGAGACUCCUCUUAGCAAUUAUAAUAAUCGAAAUAGUUUUAAAAUUUCUCACUCUUAAUCUACUAAAAAUGUGAACGAUAAAGAAAAGGGAUUUUUCUAAUCCUCUCAAUCUUCAGGAAUGAGUCUACAAAAAAGGUAUAGCACAGGUAAUUUGGUGAUCAGGAGCAACAGACCUACUCAUGAAUAACCUGCUCCACUCUAUACGAGAGAGCAUAGUGAAUAAUUUAAACCUAAAAUGCUUACAACAAAUAAAUAUUUCUAAAAAGAAACCUACAUCUCAAAGUCUUCAAAAACACUAUCUGAUUUCAAAGAAGUUACUCAAAAUUGUAUUGAAUAAGAACAAAAAUUCCAUUAUCUAAACUUGCUCCCAAUUAAAUCAAAAUUAGAGAAAAACUAAGGAGUCUUAAGCCUUGAUUAUGCUAUGGAAAACCUCAUCAAAGAAAAAAUUAUCUAAUAUGAAAUUAAAAAUUUAUAGCAAUCUCUAAAACAUCAAACAGCAACUAGUACUGCUUUUUCUUCUAAUAUGUCUAAUUCAUUAUAAAAUCAAAUUAAUAACCUUCAGCAUAGGUACUCACAUCAUGAAACAUAACAACCAAAAAGUCCGAUUUAUUCUGAAAUUUAAAUAAAUACUCUUUCACCUCAAUCAAAUUAAUUAGUAACUGAAGUUAAUAAUUAAUUUUUAAACAAAGAUUCCAGUAAAAAAGAUAUAUUUUGUGACCGUGCUUUAGCUAAGUAAAUAAGAAAUCUUAUGAAUAGUUUAAAUAUAAGCAGCGAAGAUCAAGUUUUGAUUAUAAAUGAUUUAGAAUCUAAAUUUGAGGCUGAAAAGCGUUCUCUUUUUUCAUCUUCCAAAAAUAAUUAAUCUAAAGUAAGCUAGCAAGGUUGGACUACAGAUAAAAUUUUAGAUGAACUCCUUAAAAGCAUCAACAUUUUGGGUGAAAAUGUAAACACUUACAAUUAAAGAUUUUCUCAGUUCUUGUUGACUAUUAAGGAUGAAGAUUUUGAUAAGAGUGAAUUCUACACUUGUCUCAAAAAAUUACAGUUUAGAUAAAGGAUGGGUAAUGGUAUUAUUCCUCAGUUUUUUAACGAGAGAGAGCAGCCUCUUGCUCGUAUUCAAGAAAGAAGAAAAAUAGAUGAUGAAUAUGUAGUGGUUUAAAGUGGAGGUGAAAGAAUGGUAGAAAUUAUGUCUGAUCAUAAAAUUAUUAAAAAUUUAUUUUUGGAUGAAGGAAAUACCAACGAGGGAGCUAAUGCAAACUAAAAGCCAACUACGAAAGAAGAUAAACAUGAAAAUAGCUUAAAUAAUAAAGAGCAAAUUGGCACAAAUAGACAUGUGACUUACAAUACAGCAGUUUCAAUACUAGGUAAUCAAAAAACUUCGAGCAAAGUUUUUGAGCCAAAUGAUGAGCAGAAAAAUGAAUCUCCUAGCAAACCAAUCUACAAAUAAAAAAAGAAGAAAAUGUAGCCAACAAAAACUUCGACUCUAUCAGAUAUACCAUUAUUCGGCUCUAGUGAUUCUAGUGUUGAAAAAAUGAUGCAGUUUGGACAAAAUAAAUAACAAAAAGUCAAUUAUUUUUAAAAGUCUCAAGAAGCUCUCAGAUAGAUGGUUUUAAAAAGCGAAUAGGAUUACGAAUAAAUGUAAAAGGAGAUACUAAAUCCCAAAAGAAAUAAAAUCAACUCUCACAGAAAUAAAAGCUUAUAAUUUGCUAAUUUCACUAACAAGUUAGCUUUUUCUACAGGCAAAUAUAAUUAGAAAGAAAAAAUUAAAAAAGCUGGUGGUAAACUUGAUCUUAUAGAUUUUAUGAGAAUUUAGAAUAAAUGGAGAUAAAAGGUCCAAGAAAAGCAUGGAACUGUUAUAUCUAAUGGUACAUCUGAAGCAGGAAGUGAUUCUCCUAGCACAAACUUAGCACACAAACUUUAAAAGGCAAGUAGAAAUUUUAUACUAGCUCAUGCUAUGAGUGGUAUUCAAUCUUCUAUAUUUGGGAAAGCUAACACAAUCGAGCAAAACAGAGAGCUUUGA
Molecule: messenger RNA, 4146 nt
Organism: Tetrahymena thermophila SB210
Lineage: Eukaryota; Ciliophora; Oligohymenophorea; Hymenostomatida; Tetrahymenidae
Exons: 8
Source: RefSeq, a predicted model, not a curated record